AUGAAAAGUUUGGCGGUUCUUGCGAUUUUUGCCGCUGUUCUGUACGGUAAGUUGUUCAAUUUCUACCGCAUUUCUUGCGGCAAAACAUUUUCACGCGGAAAUUUUGCGAUUUUCAGCCGAAUGUGCCUCGUGGAGAUCGGAUGACUCGGUGGCGAUCAGCGGAUCGUUCCAAGUGGCCGCCAAAGGAGAACAACUGCCCGAAAAUGACGGGUUCGUCACAGAACGUAAGAAAUUCAAGAGAACAUCCAUCGAAAAAUGGGAUUUCAGACCCGUUUUUCCAAUUGGAAGGAAUGAAAAUCGCUCGAGCCUACCUGGACCGUCAAUACGCUAAAGAACGGGCGGAUCAGAAGCUGAGAAGAUCUUAA
Caenorhabditis sp. 36 PRJEB53466 is the source of this 365-nucleotide messenger RNA. The record is from the annotation of a GenBank genome assembly. Lineage: Eukaryota; Metazoa; Nematoda; Chromadorea; Rhabditida; Rhabditidae.